Messenger RNA from Thamnophis elegans (Western terrestrial garter snake), 2003 nucleotides. RefSeq names its product protein FAM111A-like. Bases 76 to 1854 code for a protein of 592 amino acids. Lineage: Eukaryota; Metazoa; Chordata; Lepidosauria; Squamata; Natricidae. The record is from RefSeq and is a predicted model, not a curated record. The transcript has 3 exons.
CUGAGGUCUCCCCGUUGUCAUCGUCCCUUUCCAACCCUCGGCUGAUAGAAAGCUCCCUGUAAAGCAGCAAUAAGGAUGGACCAGUUGAAAGAUGAUCCCAUUGCUGGAACCAGUGAUGAAAAGCCAAAGAUCAAAGAAGAAGUUAACAAUGAAUAUGAUUUUCCCGAAAAAAAUCCAACAAGUUGCAAGGAUGCAAGCGAAGAAAAACGAACAUUCCUGGUGACAUUAAAUAGAGAUGAGAGGAAGCAUGAAGUGAGAGGCAGACUUACCGACAGUCUGAUUAGUGCCCUCAAGUCUAGUACAUAUAUUUGUGACUGGAUGGAGAGAAAAAAGGGGGUAGAGUUCCACUUAAUAGAGAAGAAAGAGCCUUGGAAUGUCUGUGUCAAUAUGGGAAUGCCUUUAAAGUAUGUACCUGAUCGCUCACAAUUUGAAUUGAAGUCCUACAAUGCAACUAAUGAAAGGUGGUAUCGCCAAUAUGAUGAUGUAAAAGACGAAUGUAUAGUGUUCUGUGUCCAUAAAAUAGUUUCUAGAAUGAAAAGCCGUAGAGCACAGAGAAUUAGGUUAAUCAAAAACCGCGACCUACUUAAAGAAUAUUGCAUACUUUGUAUCUGUGCCCCUAAAGGAGAAUCCAUAAAAGAUGCCAUGUGCAAUGAUGGCCGCUUUCUGCCAUUCCUGAAAGAAGAGAAUUGGACUCUGGAGGACGGUGCAACAAUCAUAGAUAACAAUUUUCCAGUUGACAACUUAUCAGGUCAGGUUUAUAAUAUUGGGGUGGAGCCUAAGCCAGAGCCGGAUUGUGAGAUGGGACAGGUCAGCGCUAAAAGACAAAAGCUGCAGGACUCUGAAUUGGGGGUCCUACACUUGUAUCCUAAGCUGAAGGAAGAAAGAGAAAACAUUGCCAAAUUUUUGAGAUAUAAAAAGGAUAAACUUGAAGCUUAUAAAAGAAACUAUGGCAAGGAGAUGAAUGGCUCUCUUUCCUGCAAGUUGGUUAGGAUUCUUGCUAAAAAUAUGGAUUCAGUUGGAUUUAUAGGGAGGAGAAUCUCAGGAUACUUUCAAUGGGUUGGAACUUGCUUCGUUCUCCAUGGUAGAUAUAUAUUAACGUGUCACCAUGUAAUAAGGAAGAUAGUUGGAGAAGGAAUUGAAGCAAAGGACUGGGGAAAUAGAAUUAAGCAGUUGGCCCGUGUAACUUUCUCUUAUGAAGAACUUCAUCGUAUGGAAACAUGGUUCUCAUUGGAGAACUGGUUUGAAAUAGCAGAUGAGGAUCUUGAUUUUGCUGUGCUGAAAUUGGAAGAAAAUGGAAGUAAUAGUCAUCCUCCACCAGGACUGUUGCAUUUAAAUUCCCCACCACCACCAAAUGGUCCCAUUUUUAUCAUAGGUCACCCAAAAGCAGGAGUCAAGUCUAUAGAUGUUUGUCUUGUUGUCAGUGUACCUGAACGUGACAAGGCAAUUGGGGAUCAUUUGCAGAAAUGCCUGAAAAUUGAACAUUGUAUCUGUGUGUGUGGUUACAGGCCAGAGAAAUCCAUCCAUAGGUAUAAUCCAGAAUAUUUUGUGUUAGAUACAAGUAAUGCUAAUGUUGUCACUUAUGAUGCCUGUUUUUUCGAGGGGUCAUCGGGUUCACCGGUGUUUAACAAACAUGGGCAGCUUGUUGCUUUGCACGCUGCUGGACUUGCUUAUGAAAUGAAAGACAAAGACUGCAGCAUAAUUGAAUGGGGCUAUUCAAUUGACUCAAUUAUUUUAAAAAUUAAAUCCACAUUUAAAUCUUGGCAUGAUGCUAUAAUUGCUCCUGAUGCAAGGGAAGAUAGCUCACAUGUGGAUGCAUUUGUGAGUGAGGCAGGGGAGGAAAUGAAUUGUCAUUAAUAUUAUAUUGUUAAAAUUCAGGCCACUUCUCCAAAAAAUGAAAUUGCUUGAGGAAAAGUUAUCUGCAAAGGUUCUGCUUUCUUUAGAUUUAUAACAGUUUGUGACAGAUACAGUAUAUUUAUUUUCAAAUAUACAGGCUGAACAUUGCU